Molecule: messenger RNA, 1197 nt
Organism: Zeugodacus cucurbitae (melon fly)
Lineage: Eukaryota; Metazoa; Arthropoda; Insecta; Diptera; Tephritidae
Gene: Wdr82
Product: WD repeat-containing protein 82
Exons: 1
Coding region: 121-1074 (317 amino acids)
Cellular component (GO): Set1C/COMPASS complex
Molecular function (GO): protein binding; chromatin binding
Source: RefSeq, a predicted model, not a curated record
AACAUGACAUCUCUAUAACUAUCGAUACUUUUUAGGUUAAUGGCGAAAUUAGUUUUAUUUGGCAUUUCACGAUUUGCUAUUAAUUGUUUACGUUUUAAAAUAUUAUAAUACGACGCCAAAAUGAAGAUUAAACUUGUUGAUUCUGUUGUAAAAAGUUUUAAAGUAGCUAAAGUUUUCCGUGAAAAUACUGACAAAAUCAAUGCAAUAGAUUUUUCGCCAAAUGGAGAGCAUUUGAUUUCAUGCAGCGAGGAUGACCAAAUAGUUAUAUACGACUGCGAGAAAGGAAUACAAUCUCGAACAGUUAACUCAAAGAAGUAUGGCGUGGAUCUUAUACGAUUUACGCACGCCAACAAUACUGCAAUUCAUAGUUCAACGAAGGUAGACGACAACAUACGUUAUCUCAGCCUCCAUGAUAAUAAGUAUUUGCGUUACUUUCCUGGACAUACCAAAAAAGUUAUUUCACUAUGUAUUUCGCCGGUUGAAGACACUUUUCUCUCCGGUUCAUUGGAUAAGACAUUGCGUUUGUGGGAUUUGCGCUCCCCUAACUGUCAAGGGUUGAUGAAUUUGCCUGGUCGCCCCGUUGCAGCAUACGAUCCAGAGGGAUUAAUAUUUGCAGCUGGUGUCAAUUCUGAAAGCAUCAAAUUAUAUGACUUGCGCUCAUUCGAUAAAGGUCCAUUCGUAACAUUUAAGUUAUAUCAAGAGAAAGAAUGUGACUGGACUGGUUUGAAAUUUUCAAGGGAUGGCAAGAUAAUACUUAUCAGCACAAAUGGAUCCAUUAUACGCUUAGUAGAUGCUUUUCAUGGAACGCCGUUGCAAACUUUUACUGGUUACCCCAACGAUAAGCGUAUACCCAUCGAAGCUAGUUUCAGUCCGGAUUCUCAGUUUAUUUUCUCUGGAAGCACAGAUGGGCGUGUACAUAUAUGGAAUGCGGAUACGGGUUGUAAAGUGUGCGUUUUAAAUGGAGAUCACCCUGGACCAGUACAGUGUGUACAAUUCAAUCCCAAAUACAUGAUGCUUGCAUCAGCGUGUACAAAUAUGGCCUUUUGGUUACCCACCUCCGAAGAUGACCAAUAAAAUAUAGCCCAAGCAAAUAAAUUCAAUUAUAUACUACUACUUAACUUUGAACUUAAGCUCUUAGUUUUAUUUACAAAUGACUGAAUGAAUGAAUAACAAUAAACAUUGAUUUAUAACAAGUAA